AUGGAAUACAAAUUGAUAACUGAGGACCGUUUCGACGAUGUCGUACGACAUUUAUGUGAUAAUUUCUUUGCUGACGAGCCGUUGAAUAAGGCGGCGGGUCUGUGUCGACGCGGUGAGGGACACCGAGAAUUGGAGCAUCUCUGCCAUGAGACUCUCAAGGAUAAUUUGAGUUUAAUGGCUGUGAACGAGAAUAAUGAUAUUGCCGGUGUCCUGCUGAACGGUGUUGUCUAUCCGCAUGAUAUUGUGCACGCCCACGAACGUAUUGAACUCAGUGAUGAUGAACGCUAUAAGAAAAUAUUUCGUUUAUUAAAUGAGCAUAAUCUGCGCGCCAAUGUAUUUGGUAAUUUCAAUGUGGAACGCGCCUUCGAGGUGCGUAUGCUUUCGGUGGAUGGCCGUUUUCGUGGACAGGGUAUUGCGAAAGAGCUGGUGCGACGUAGCGAAACAAUUGCAAGAGAUUUUGAAUUUAAGCUCAUGAAAGCCGAUGCUACUGGGAUUUUCUCACAAAAAAUACUGAAAUCAAAUGGUUUCAAGGUACUGAGCGAAUUCUACUAUGACAAGUAUACAGAUGAAUUUGGUAAGCCAAUAUUGUUGGUGGAGGCACCGCAUAUUAAAUUGCAGCUGCUUUACAAACUGUUGGAUUAAACUGCAUAAACAGGUAUGAAAAAGCUUUAUAUAGUUGAAGUGCAUAAAAGAAAAAAUUAUAAAGCAGGAAAAUUAAAUAAAAAAAUAAAAUAAUAAUAAUAAAAAUAAAAAUAAAAAAUAAUAAUAAAAUAAAAUAAUAAAUGAUAAUUAAAAACUAAAUUUACUAAAUUCAAAGUUCUUAGUGAAUAUUUUGUGCUAUCACAAAAAACAAUUGGCAAAUAUAAACUUAAUCAAUGACAUUGAAGCAAAUAUUACAAAAAAAUUUAUAUAUAAUAAAACAUAUAUAGUAAUUAGUGUUUAUAGUUAUAAAAUAUGUUUUAGAAUAAUAAUAAUAAAAAAAUACUUUAACAAUAGCUAUUUAUAAAAAACGACCACACUUUACAACAAGUUUCAAUUUAAUGGCGCAAACAAUUAUUUAUAAGAAAUACAUUUUUAUUGCAUAUAACGCAUAUUUAUUAGUAUAUAAAUAAUUUAUUAAACAACUUCAGCGCAAAAGCGAGCAAAUGUGCUAUAAUUAAAUAUAGUUUCCUAUACAAACAUACGCAUAUAUACAUAAAUAUAAAUAUAUACAUAUAUAUUAAAAUAAUAUACGAAAAAAAAUAUUUUCUACAAUUAUAAUACAAUAAAUUCAUUCGCAUUGGUUAAAUGUUACAAUAAAUACUUUAUAACCGCGACAAUAAAAUAAUUUUGUAUGCGCGAUGUUUCUACUUUUCUAGCUGGACGUACGGAAGUACCAAAAUAUGUUAAACAAAUAUAAAGAAAUGCUAAUAUAAGUAAGUGCAUGAGUUUUCGUACAAAUGCGUAGGUACAAUUGUGUGCAGCGUGCAGACUGCAAAUAUAAACAAUAAUUGUUACAAUAAAAAUUUAUUAUGCAUAUAUAAUAAUAACAAAUAUUAAAUACAACUUAAAAGUACUUAAAAUAACUGGUAACAGAUAUAAUUUAUACAAUUUUGAAACAUUCAUUGCUAUGCAGCACAACAUACAUAUAUAUAAAAAAUAAGAUGUUCGUUUGUAAUAAAAAAAUAAAUAAUUAUACAAUGCGUUUUUCACUUAAAUUAAGAAUACGAAAAAAUUUUGGAAUAUUGCAUAUUUUUUGGCACAAUUUAAUUUCUUUUAAUAACAAUAACUUUAACAAUUGCUAUUUAAAAUUUUUGCUUUAAAAUUCCCUAACCUUUUUCAAGUUUGUUUGUAUGUGUUUUUCUAAUGUAAUGCAUGAGUUUCGGCUUAAUUAAAGGCUUUGACAUUAGCCACUCGUCAUAUUUUUAUUUAUGUAUAUAUUGUUUAUGUAUAUUUUUUUUUUACUACAUUAUUUACUUUAAUUUAAAAAUUUAUUUUUUUGUUUACACUAUUUUGCCCUUUGACCCAUUUACAAUAUUAUUUAAA
Molecule: messenger RNA, 2025 nt
Organism: Zeugodacus cucurbitae (melon fly)
Lineage: Eukaryota; Metazoa; Arthropoda; Insecta; Diptera; Tephritidae
Gene: AANATL7
Product: arylalkylamine N-acetyltransferase 1
Exons: 3
Coding region: 1-642 (213 amino acids)
Molecular function (GO): N-acetyltransferase activity
Source: RefSeq, a predicted model, not a curated record